CGCUCCCUGCCCGGCUCGGGUUACCUGGGCGGGCCGCCGAGCGCCUGUUCCCGUCUGGCCCGUCCCCGCAGCGCCGGGAAGCGGGUCGGAGCGGCGGCGGCGGCGGCGCUGCCGGACGCGGACAUGGGCGCUGCUGGCCCCGCGGGAGCCCGGCUCUUCCUCGCCCUGACGCUCUGCCUAGCGGCCGGGGCCGCGGAGCCCGACGGGCGGCCAGCAGGAAGAAAAGUUCUCUCACCUCCAUCCAAUCUGCAUUAUUCAUUUGGUCAGCUCUGUAAACUGAAAUGGACAUGGAAUCCUGCAGAGGGCAUUAGCAGUGGCUGUGAUCUAAAAUAUUGCAGUGAAAUUUUGAUUAAUGGCAUCCCGCAAGAUAACCGAGAAUGGACUAAGAACCUUUUUCGUGAGGAAGAUGUAUCCUUGAAUGAGGAGGUUCAUUUCAGAGUGAGAAGUGAAUGCAAAUUUGGUAAUACAAGUGAACUAAGCAACUGGGUGGAGAUUUUUACUACACCAAAAGGUGCUGCAGGCACUGCUGCUGUUGGCAUAAAUUGCACUUGGUACGACUUAGAGUACAUGAUCUGUACAUGGCUUCCUGGACAGAAUGCAAGUGCUAGUACCAACUACACUCUGUAUUACUGGUAUGAAGGCCUGGGACAUCACCAGCAGUGCCAGAAUUAUAUCUAUGGCGGUAACUUUGGAUGUAAUUUCAGUCUUUCAAUCCCAAAUUGUACAAAUGUCUAUCCAACUAUCAGUAUUUUGAUCAGAGGCAACUCGGAGGAAAUUAGGCCUGUCUGUGCAAACAAAAAUCCAACAACAAUUGUAAAACCUGGACCUCCAAGGAUUGUAACAGUAUCAAUGAUCAAAGAUGAAAUACAUUUAGAAUGGCAAAAGCCAGGCACCUUUCCAGCACAUUGCUUAGUUUACCAAGUAGAACUUAAAGACAGCAAAUCGGACUCCCCUCAGCCAUAUAAUUUUAAAAAGUUCACUAAAGCUCGGUUUCCCAGUGUUCAUCCUAACACUGUGUACAUCAUCAAAGUGAGAGCAGGAUUUGAAGGAACAUGUUACAGCAGCAGUCUAUGGAGUGACUGGAGUGAGGAGAAGAGCAUUGGUGAAAAUACAGACUUCACAUUUUAUAUUGUUUUAAUACUCACUAUUCCAUUAACAGUAGCAGUCGCUACUAUAAUUCUACUAGUGUACCUGAAAAGGCUCAAGAUUCUAAUUUAUCCACAAAUUCCUGACCCUAGAAAAAUUAUUAAACGUAUGUUUGGAGAGCAAAUUGAGGACUUCCAGGGCAGUCUGGGGGAUGACUUUUUGAAUGUCAAUAAACCAGCUGUAGAAGAGGAAAUCUCCUCUUUAGUUUGGCUAGAGAAUCCAGAGAGCUCCACAUUUGAAAAUGAGGACCAAGAAAGACCUGCUUUACAAGUGAAAGCCUUGUGAGGAAGACUUCUUUGUUGCAGUUUGUUUACCUCAGAGGAUUUCUGAAUAUUGACAGUGACUGGUCUGCAAGGCAGACACCCACAUUCCAUUCAGCAAACCCCUGCUGAAAACUCACCUCUCUGGUGACACUUGCAAGAUAAAAUGUUGACCGUUGCCACCUUCCAUCUCUAAAUGUACUAAAAAUGCUCCCAGAGCCGCCAGGAUAUGCAUGUACAUAAAGCAUGGGACUGGCCCCACCGCAGUGCCCCUCCUCCUGCCUAGGCUCAGUUCUUCCGACUACUUGCCUUUCUUACUUCUGCUCACACCUCACACUUGGACUGUAGGCAGUUUGAAGCAAGAACUGGUUCUUCUGUGAAGCACCUUGCUCAGCUUGGUGAGAAGUAAAACAAUAAACAACUUGUUUACAGCUUGUCACUGCUGGGACAUAGGAACUGCCAGGAGAUGGGAUGGACCAUUUAGUCUGGCAUCCUGUCUCUAACAGUGGCCGAUUCCAGACUCUUCAGAGGAAGGUGCAAUAAAUCUUCAAGAGUAUUUAUGGAAUAACUAUCUGGCUAUAAAGGAAGUUUCUCCUAACGCCUCCAGUUAGUGGCGGCCGAAACCAAAGAGGAGGAUUUAUAUCCUUCCUUUAAAAUGUAUGUAUAUACACAAGUCUCCUAGCAUAAGUGGAUGUUAUCACUAACCACACAAGUGUUUAAUCCUUUUUGAGUUCUACAAAGUUCUUGGCCGCUAAUAUCUUUUUGAUGGUGAGUUUCAUCAGUUAAUUAUACUCUGUUUAAAAACCACUGCAGUCUCUCACUUUAAAUGUGUAGCCUUUCAGCUGCUGCUGCUGGGACUGGUUCUCUCCAUGUAGCCCUGCGUAACGUCCCAGGCUGGGGGGAAGGUGAAAGCCCGCUUCUUGGGAGUAAGCUUCGCUCUUCCCCCUGGUUAACAUAGUGAAGCUAUUUUGUUCUUGGUUUUCUCCUCUGAGAACUCGAAAGCUAUUUAAAAGAAGUAGAGGCUGACUUUAUUUCACGCUGUCUCUGCUGAUGGUAUUUAUCUUUAGUGAUUGUACAUCCAUAGACUUUUAAGGUCAGAAGGGACCAUCGUAAUCACUAGUUGAUUGUUCAUAAUAUUCUCCUUAGCUGUGUCUGAGGUUGUUUUCGCCAUGCUCUCCUGUUGUAAAUUCUAAGCAUAACUUAAUGUGUGCUUUUAUGCUUCAAGUAGGGUUACUUUCUGGCCAUUCUUAUGCCUCCUAAAGAUGGAGAGAAAGAACUGCAAAAAAAAAUCAUAUCAGCCGGCCUUACGUGGUGGAUUAGGGAUUUUCUUUCUC
Molecule: messenger RNA, 2740 nt
Organism: Gopherus flavomarginatus (Mexican gopher tortoise)
Lineage: Eukaryota; Metazoa; Chordata; Testudines; Testudinidae
Gene: IL13RA1
Product: interleukin 13 receptor subunit alpha 1
Exons: 10
Coding region: 124-1431 (435 amino acids)
Biological process (GO): cytokine-mediated signaling pathway
Cellular component (GO): external side of plasma membrane
Molecular function (GO): cytokine receptor activity; protein binding
Source: RefSeq, a predicted model, not a curated record